Peromyscus maniculatus bairdii (prairie deer mouse) is the source of this 4556-nucleotide messenger RNA. It is a transcript of the gene Hjurp, whose product is annotated as Holliday junction recognition protein. Gene Ontology annotation, cellular component: chromosome, centromeric region; nucleus. The record is from RefSeq and is a predicted model, not a curated record. Gene Ontology annotation, biological process: CENP-A containing chromatin assembly. Gene Ontology annotation, molecular function: histone binding. Lineage: Eukaryota; Metazoa; Chordata; Mammalia; Rodentia; Cricetidae.
CCCUCCCUCCUUCGUCUCCGCCGGAAGCGCUCCCUGGGAGAGGCGGCCGGAAACUCGGGCGGGACGGUUGCGUAAAUACUUUUGAAAGGCCCUAUCAGCGCGGGGGGCGGCACAUUUGAUCUGUGCGUGGGCUUUAACGGCGGAGAGUCCGGGAGGUGAGCGGCCUGCGCCAUGGAUGCUGAGGGUUUGUCGGAUCUCCGGCUACUGCAGGAGCUCAAGGAGAGCCGGAGCCGUUUCCAGACGCUCAUGCAGCGGCUGAUAGCGAAGUACAACCAGCCCUUUGAGGACGACCCGCUGGUGCAGAUGGCCACGCUGACCUACGAGACGCCUCAAGGAUUGAGAGUUUGGGGAGGAAAACUGAUAAAGGAAAGAAACAAGGAACAAACUCAGGACCCUUCUGGGAAGAUGAUUGCCAGAUUAAAUAGGCAGAGUCCAGACGGCAAUGAGCAUUUACAGCCCUGCACACAAGUCCUGGGAGCCGGUUCAGACAGCAGCAGUGCAGACACAAGCCUAGAAGAGGAGGAUCGGCCAGCGUGCACCUUGACGCUUGCAGUGCCUGGAAGCCCUUGGAAAAAUGAUUUAAGAAGGAAGUACUUGAGCCAGGUGGAUAUUCUGCUUCAAGAUGCAGAGUACUUUAAGAGCGCAGAGAAGAGAGGCGGAAAGGACACGCUCAUGACUUGGGUUCCUUCCUCACCUGUCACACCAGCCCCUGGAUGCCAGGAUAGUAUCUCUGCAGAGAGCUUUGGCAUGCCUGAAGUGUCAGCUUCGUCCUCCAGAGACUCGAGUCCCUCAAACCCUUGCCCUGCUGACAUGGCCAUUAUACCUAGAAAUGACAGCUUCUCCUUACUAGACACCAGCAGCAACAGCUUAGGCAACCAGUCCCUUGAGGAUGACAUUUGCAAUGUGACAGUCAGCGAUUUAUACGAAGGCAUGAUGCAUUCAAUGAGUAGGCUGCUGAGCUUAAAGCCUUCGUGCAUAAUCUCCACCAAGACCUACAUCAACCGGACCCGGAACCUCAAGAGGAGGCUCCCACGUAAGAGUGGGGUGCGCAUGAACAGGACAUUCUGCCACAGGAGCAAGCCCUCCCAGAGGAGCUCCAAGAAGGGGCCCUGCUUAGAGCCAGGGAAAGAGGCCAGAAUAUUAAAAGACUGCAAGAAUGUAUUGCACAUUGCUCCCCACAAGAGAGACUUAAAACUGAAAAGGGGAUCUCUUGAAGGAAGCAAACUCCAAGUCCAUAAACUCAGUCCAGCUUGGAAGGAGCUUCAGGGGACACCUCAGAAGUGUUUAGACUUAAACACGAUGUACUACCUUGAGCGAGAAAACAGACUCAAGACCUUGCAGUGGCUAAUCUCACCUGUUAAAGCGCUCCCCAGACCCAGGAUGCUUCCGAGUCGAGCAGAGAAGUGCUACAGGGAGAUUAGAAGGAAAUUUGAGCAGCUUCAUCAGGAAUGUUGCCUGUCUUCUGGGAAAAAACUUCACCUGCCUGGCCCCACAGAGUCCUGGGCUGUAGAUGUGUACAGAGGUGGUUCUAGAAGCCCAGGCAGCCCCCAGGGCGUAAAAACCCACAGGCUGAGUUUACUUUUCAACAGAGGAAAGGCAAAGAGGUCAAGUGAGGCUUUUGAAGACCUGAGCGAAAUGUCUGUCAAAGCCAGUAGAUGUCUCCCAAGGAGUGAUCCCGCUCCUUCACUGUCAGAGGACAGUGCCUCACAAAGCCCAGGCCAAUCUCAACAGAUGUCUGGCCUUUUUCUUCAAGGACAUAAUUCUGGACCCAUCAGAAAGGCGGUAUCACCCAGUAGAGCAAUUUCAGCACCAUGGAUAGGCCCUCAGGGUUGUGGGGGGAAUCGCUAUGAUGAGAUUAAAAAAGAAUUUGACAAGCUUUAUCAGAAGUAUUGCCUGAUGUCACCUCAGCGGGUGAAGGUGACCUCUCAUGUUCCAGUACCUCCAGUGAAAGCUGGUGCAGCUGUUCCUAGUCAGACAGAGGACUUAAGAAAAUUAAAUCCAGACUCUGGAUUCCAGAGUUCCCCCAAAUCGUCAACAUCUCCUGGCUGGAGCAUAAGAAGCCCACAAGACUCAAUUCCAGUUGAGGCACACAUGUCUGCGUGGACUACUAGCACUAUCGUGAGAGACCCUCGGUUCCCAACAAAGAGGCGCAAGUUGUCGUACCCUCCCACGUGUGCGCACCAGGCCAAGUCUCAGGAUUCCUCAGGAACAGCAAGCAAAGCCGUGCUCUGGGCAGAAGAGCAAGCUGACCCUGAGGGGCCUGACUGCUGAUGAGGCGUUUCUGUCUGUUGGGCGUGGUGGUUAUGUGUAUCAAGUAGCUGCUGAGGGACAAGACUCUGUGGCAAACACUUCUGUCUCUCUUGUUGGAAAUGGGACUCGGGGCAUCACACUUGCUAAGCAGUCUAUAACUCUGCAGCCCCUGUAGACACUCAGCCUCUGUGUGGCCACCCGCCCCGCUCUGCAUCACACCAUCAUCUCCAUCCGGCCACCCGCCCUGCUCUGCAUCACACCAUCAUCUCUGUGAGGCCACCCGCCCCGCUCUGUAUCACGCCAUCAUCUCCGUCCAGCCACCCGCCCUGCUCUGUAUCAUGCCAUCAUCUCCGUCCAGCCACCCGCCCUGCUCUGCAUCACACCAUCAUCUCCAUCCGGCCACCCGCCCCACUCUGCAUCACACCAUCAUCUCCAUCCUGCCACCCGCCCCGCUCUGCAUCACACCAUCACCUCCAUCCGGCCACCCGCCCCGCUCUGCACCACACCAUCAUCUCUGUCCUUUCGUGUGGAAUGUUAGUGGUGCCUUGGGCUUCCCUGGCCACCCAGCCAAGCUCAGCCAUUAUCAGCCAUUAUUGCUUCUCCUGACCAUAUUCAGGAGGAUCCUCAAUGGUAUUCUUUCUCUUAAUUUUAAUUAUUUGCCUUGUCUCUACUCCGCUCUCCCCCACAUCUUCACCAUCCAUACUUCUGCCUCUGCACCUACCCAUGCUUCAAGAGGACAUGGUAAACAUGGGUAAACAUGGUAAACAUGGACUAGGGCAUAAUAUAGAACCCUUGGCUUGAUCUUUGGAGCUCUGGAUUUUAUUUUUUCUUUUGGGGGGAAUUUUUGUUUCAUUUGGUUUUUGAGACAGGUUCUUACCUAAUUAAGGACUGACCUUGGCCUCACUGUAUAGUCCAGAUGAUCUUGAGUUCCUGCUCCUCCUGCCUCUGCUUCCCAAAUGCUGAGAGUAUUUUUGUUUUCUAAUUGAUUUCCAUGGGUAAAAUACUUUGUGAACUCUAUCUUCCUGGUUGAAAUUCCAGGAAGGGACUUGCCUAUGAUCAGGUCACAGCAGGGCUAGACCUGUAGAGCAACCUAUGACAACUGGGUCUCAGGGUGUACCCACCAACAGUAUCCUUGUUUUUGGUCUAGAGCUGUUUGCCUAACUGCCUCGACCUCUUGAGCCUUUUCCUAGACCAGACUGCCACCUUGUGUUCAGUGGCCUGCUCCGGGCACUGGGAGUGACUGAGAGAGUGUGCUCAUAGUCAGGUCACUUCAGCAUAACCUGAGAUCCUGUGAUGGGAAGGACAAGGUCUCUAAAACGGAAGCCCAUAACCUCCAUCCUCAUCCAGCCCCUGUGUCCUCAGCCUUCUGCUCAUGUCCCCAGCUGUCCCAGGAACACAGCCGUGUCCCCUGCCCUUCCGUCUGGACCUUCUUCCUGCUCUUGAUCCUAUAAAAUCCUACCACUUCAUUUUUAAACCCUGUUCUUGUUUUUCUGAGACCGGGUCUUGCUAUGUAGCCCAAGCUAAUCUUGACCUUGUGGCCCUCCUGCCCCAACCUUCCCAAGUAGGGAUAUACAUGCACAGGUGCUCCUGCCUUUGGCUUCCUUCUGUUUUCUACUUCAGUUAUAAGUCACUUGGAGAGGGGAUCAGAUCUCUACAUUCAGUGAUAACAUGAAGGCCAUUGCUAGCUAGUGCCUUCCUUGUGUGAAGCCAGUGAGCCUUUUGUAUGCCUUACUCUAUCCACACGAGAACCGUUUGGUGAGAUGGGCAGGUCCUGUCUCAUGGUAAGAAGAUGGGCUGUGUCUGCUAACUCCUAAAUUCACUCAAGUUGGGCCAAGACUUAAGCCCCAGGAUUUACCACAGGGCACAUGGCCUGCUGGGAUAACAACAACCUUUGUCAUUAAUGCUAUUGCUGUAGUGUGCCUUGGGUUCUUCAGCGCGAUGGAGUUUCCCAUCGUGGUCAUAAACAUUUAUGAGUGCAGGAGAGUAGCAGCCAGGCAUUGAGCAGCUGGCUUGAAGCACCGUUGGGUCUGUACAAAGAACUGUCUUCACCGUUCAGGAUGGAAAAUGACUUUUUAAAAAUGUUGCCUUGCCCCAGCUGUGCUUUUCGAUGGGGUCUCUGUCACUUGUCACCCGUGCUGGCCGUAGAUGCCCCUCAAGCACGCAGCACCACGACCAUUCUGCCUUUGCUUUGCCCCUGUGUGUUGCUCUGCUUGAGGUGUCUGUCCUUAAAGUAGCUCUGGGGCAGCCGGUGUCAUGGAAAGGGCCUGGUGUGAGUCUGCAAAUAAAGUUAACCUCUUCAGUGUCAA